Callithrix jacchus (white-tufted-ear marmoset) is the source of this 4079-nucleotide messenger RNA. It is a transcript of the gene UBQLN1, whose product is annotated as ubiquilin 1. Lineage: Eukaryota; Metazoa; Chordata; Mammalia; Primates; Cebidae. Gene Ontology annotation, molecular function: polyubiquitin modification-dependent protein binding. Gene Ontology annotation, cellular component: cytosol; autophagosome. Gene Ontology annotation, biological process: ubiquitin-dependent protein catabolic process; ERAD pathway; autophagosome assembly. The record is from RefSeq and is a predicted model, not a curated record.
AAAAAAAUGAACUGACCUACCCCGCCCCAUUUUGGUUUCAGUCCUUCACGCUGGCUUCGCCUACACUUUGGGCAAUGGAGCGGGAAAGGAAAACGCACGUAGGCUGAGCUCAAAGCGGUGCCAGACGGGGAUGACUCGGCGACGCCGCCAGACGCGUUACCCGGCGUGCUCCGCGCGGGGCCGGUGGAGGGACGUGGGGGAAGGGGCAGGGAGGAGGAAGCGGUGGCUGCUGCGGAUGUGGAUGUGAGCGAGCGACGCCUGAACACACCGCGGCUGCCUAGCGCCUGACCCGGGCCUGCGCCAGAGCCUGCACUGAGCUCUGAGGCCCCACACCCGUUAGGGUGGCCCUGCGCCCGUUGCUACUGAGGCGAGGUGCUCUGCAUUCUUCGCUGCCCAGGCCUGCCGGCUCCUCCUCGCUCACCCGCUCCCUCCUGCUCGCCUGAGUCACCGCCGCCGCCACCACCGCCGCCGCCAUGGCCGAGAGUGGUGAAAGCGGCGGCCCUCCUGGCUCCCAGGAUAGCGCCGCCGGAGCCGAAGGUGCCGGCGCCUCCGCGGCCGCUGCCUCUGCGGAGCCCAAAAUUAUGAAAGUCACCGUGAAGACUCCGAAGGAGAAGGAGGAAUUUGCUGUGCCCGAGAAUAGCUCCGUCCAGCAGUUUAAGGAAGAAAUCUCUAAACGUUUUAAAUCACAUACUGACCAACUUGUGUUGAUAUUUGCUGGAAAAAUUUUGAAAGAUCAAGAUACCUUGAGUCAGCAUGGGAUUCAUGAUGGACUUACUGUUCACCUUGUCAUCAAAACACAAAACAGGCCACAGGAUCAUUCGGCUCAGCAAACAAAUACCACAGGAAGCAAUGUUACUACAUCAUCUGCUCCUAAUAGUAACUCCACAUCUGGUUCUGCUACUAGCAACCCUUUUGCUUUAGGUGGCCUUGGAGGACUUGCAGGUCUGAGUAGCUUGGGUUUAAAUACUACCAACUUCUCUGAACUACAGAGCCAGAUGCAGCGACAACUUUUGUCUAACCCUGAAAUGAUGGUCCAGAUCAUGGAAAAUCCCUUUGUUCAGAGCAUGCUCUCAAAUCCAGACCUGAUGAGACAAUUAAUUAUGGCCAAUCCACAAAUGCAGCAGUUGAUACAGAGAAAUCCAGAGAUUAGUCAUAUGCUGAAUAAUCCAGAUAUAAUGAGACAAACAUUGGAACUUGCAAGGAAUCCAGCAAUGAUGCAGGAAAUGAUGAGAAACCAGGACCGAGCCUUGAGCAACUUAGAAAGUAUUCCAGGGGGAUAUAAUGCUUUAAGGCGCAUGUACACAGAUAUUCAGGAACCAAUGCUGAGUGCUGCGCAAGAGCAGUUUGGUGGUAAUCCAUUUGCUUCCUUGGUGAGCAAUACAUCUUCAGGUGAAGGUAGUCAACCUUCCCGUACAGAAAACAGAGAUCCACUACCCAAUCCAUGGGCUCCACAGACUUCCCAGAGUUCAUCAGCUUCCAGUGGCACUGUCAGCACUGUGGGUGGCACUACUGGUAGUGCUGCCAGUGGCACUGCUGGGCAGAGUACUACUAUGCCAAAUUUGGUACCUGGAGUAGGAGCUAGUAUGUUCAACACUCCAGGAAUGCAGAGCUUGUUGCAACAAAUAACUGAAAACCCACAACUUAUGCAAAACAUGUUGUCUGCCCCCUACAUGAGAAGCAUGAUGCAGUCACUAAGCCAGAAUCCUGACCUUGCUGCACAGAUGAUGCUGAAUAAUCCCCUAUUUGCUGGAAAUCCUCAGCUUCAAGAACAAAUGAGACAACAGCUCCCAACUUUCCUCCAACAAAUGCAGAAUCCUGAUACACUAUCAGCAAUGUCAAACCCUAGAGCAAUGCAGGCCUUGUUACAGAUUCAGCAGGGUUUACAGACUUUAGCAACGGAAGCCCCGGGCCUUAUUCCAGGGUUUACUCCUGGCUUGGGAGCAUUAGGAGGCACUGGAAGCUCUUCAGGAACCAAUGGCUCUAAUGCUGCACCUAGUGAAAACACAAGCCCCACAGCAGGAACCACUGAACCUGGACAUCAGCAGUUUAUUCAACAGAUGCUACAGGCUCUUGCUGGAGUAAAUCCUCAGCUACAGAAUCCAGAAGUCAGAUUUCAGCAACAACUGGAACAGCUCAGUGCAAUGGGAUUUUUGAACCGUGAAGCAAACUUGCAAGCUCUAAUAGCAACAGGAGGUGAUAUCAAUGCAGCUAUUGAAAGGUUACUGGGCUCCCAGCCAUCAUAGCAGCAUUUCUGUAUCUUGAAAAAAAUGUAAUUUAUUUUUGAUAACGGCUCUUAUAACUUUAAAAUACCUGCUUUAUUUCAUUUUGACUCUUGGAAUUCUGUGCUGUUUAAACAAACCCAAUAUGAUGCAUUUUAAGGUGGAGUACAGUAAGAUGAGUGGGUUUUUCUGUAUUUUUCUUUUCUGGAAAAGUGGGAAUCAGUGCUUUUCAUUUAAGGCUACUGCAUGCAUCACUUCUGCAUUUAUUGUAAUUUUUUAAAAACAUCACCUUUUAUAGUUGGGUGACCAGAUUUCGUCCUGCAUCUGUCCAGUUUAUUUGCUUUUUAAACAUUAGCCUAUGGUAGUAAUUUAUGUAGAAUAAAAGCAUUAAAAAGAAGCAAAUCAUUUGCACUCUAUAAUUUGUGGUACAAUAUUGCUUAUUGUGACUUUGGCAUGCAUUUUUGCAAACAAAAUGCUGUAAGAUUUAUACUACUGAUAAUUUUGCUUUAUUUGUAUACAGUAUAGAGUAUGCACAUUUUGGACUGCAUUUCUAGAAACAUAGUGCAAUAGGCUAUCUGAGCAAAACACCUGUAACCAAAAAAGUGAAGAUAAGAAAAUACUCUUAAAGCUGAGUUAUUUCCUAAUUGUAUAGAGUCUUACAGCAUCUUUGACAAACAUCUCCCAGCAAAAGUGCCGGUUAGUCAGGUUUGUUGAGAAUAUAGUAGAAAAGUUGAUUCUGGUUAUCUCUUUAAGGACAUUUAAUUGUACAGACAACAUAAUGUAACAUUGUCUCAACAUUCAUUCACAGAUUGAUUGUAAAUUACCUUAAUCUAUGUGCGGACUGAAGGAACACUGUAGUAUACCCCAAAAUACAUUUGCCUAGGACUUUUCAGCUUCUCCCAUAGGUAGUUUAACAGGCAUUAAAAUUUGUAAUUGAAAUGUUGCUUUCACUGAAAGUGUCUUGAUGUUUCAGUUAUUUUUAAUCGCCAUAUAAAGAUAGAACUAUCUUUUGGGUUUAUAUGUUUUCUCAUGCACAGGCAAUACACAAAUUUAAAAUGAGUUGUGAGCCAAUUGUUUCUGAAGUGUUUUGGUAGUUCUAUUAAGAAAUAGUUAAAUAUUGUGCUUUUCAGAGCCACAGAGAAAGGGGAAUGGGGUGGGGGGCAGCGGAAUCUAUCCUGGAUUGGGCCAGCUUAAAUAAUACUGGCAACCAAGAUUCUGUUAGGAUUUCUGUGCAUAUAGUGUAGUAAAGAAGUAUCAUUCAGGGUGAAAAACAAAGAGCCGUUUUAACGAUGUUGAGUACAUUUGGCUGUUUUAUAGCCUUUUUCUUCCCUCCCCAAAGAAGUUGUUUGCCUAGCUCCCAAACUGUUGGGGUGGUACAUUCCUUUAGGACCAAUUAAAACAUAAUUUAGGGUCAGUAAUACAUUUGGCUGGCUCUGGUUCAGUAUUCUCUUAGGUGAUUAUAUUCUCUCAUGUACAGUUACAGGAAAUUAAAAUGUUAAAGUAACCUAAAAUGAAUUCAGACCAAUAAAAUCAAGGGAAAUACAAGUUGAUUCCAUUACUUCUGUCAGUUGCCUGCUAUUAAAAAAUGGUUAAGAGGCCAGGUUAUACCCAUCAGUCCAUGCACUGUUCUGACACUUUCCCCAGGAGGAAAACAUGUACAAAGGUUACGGUGGAGGCAUGAGUAGAGGAGAUUGUUAAGAACAGUAUUCGUGUGUAUUUGCUCUUUCUGCUUUAUGCCUCAGUCUGAUUUUAAAACUUUUGUACUGGUGAAUGGUGGUAUUCAGUGUGGGAUAGUGUCAUAACUAAUUUGACAAUUUAUUAAUCACAAAAUAACAAUAAAUCUCUAGCUUUUACACUUGA